This is a messenger RNA of Rhopalosiphum maidis (corn leaf aphid), 5196 nucleotides long. RefSeq lists its product as uncharacterized. NCBI's taxonomy places the organism in Eukaryota, Metazoa, Arthropoda, Insecta, Hemiptera, Aphididae. Bases 592 to 5196 code for a protein of 1534 amino acids. The transcript is spliced from 12 exons. The record is from RefSeq and is a predicted model, not a curated record.
GCACACGCUAAGGCUAUUUGUUUACUUAUGUAGUGAUAUGUAAUAUAUAAAGAAAAUCCCCACUGCAGGCUUGAUUGUCUGAAUUCUUAGUGCCGGCGGCUGGCCACUUUGAUCAUUGACCACUGUUCGCUACUGGAUCUGUCAGGGCUCAGAGCCGCCGACUAGUGAUUACAGCGUAUUGAAGAGUGAACUCUGAAGACAGGAUUGAAUAAUGAUCACUGACCGAUCAGUAGGACGUGGAAAUAUUCUAUUUCUUUUCUAUGUUUAACUGAAGAAUGAUGAGCGAAGACUGGAUUAUGGAACAUUAAUGCAUUAUUAUAACCACUGAUAAAGAAGUACCUGCAUUUUUGCAUUAACGGGUCCUCGUUCUAUGCUACAGUGCAUAACGUAUUAACUUCCGUAAAUUUCAUAGUUGAAUACACAGCCUUUAAAAUUUUUAUUCGCUUCUCUCACUAGUCAGUAGUCUCACUACCUGCCGGUUAAAUUCAAGUACCUAUAUCAUAGGCAAAUUGUAGUAUCAACUUCCCAGUUCUUUUCUUAGACAUCUUUUUGUACGUUUCACACUGGUCUAAAUACGACGCUAGAGUCAUCAUGGAAAAUCUAGCUGAUAAACAAAUAAGAAUUGCUAGAGCAUUGCUGAAUCUUGGUCAUUCAUAUAUACGUACUGUUAACAUAGAAAAUUCAGAAGAAGAAAGUGGAGAAACUGAAGAGGGAGAAACUGAUAGUGAAGAAGCUGAAAGCGGGGAAAAAGAAGUACAAAAAGAAAUUAAAGUGAAUAAACAACAGAACAUAGAAGAAAAGCAAGAGAAAUAUGAUAAACAAUAUACUAAGAAAGUAAAUAGGAAACAACAGAAAUUAGAAAAAAAAUCAAAGCUAGAAGAUAUACCACAAUACUUUUAUAAAGAUAUACAACAAAAAUCUAUCAAAAUUUCACCAGUUAAAAUUGAUACAAAAAAGCAUGAGAUUGAAAAAAAAGUUGCAAAUAAAUCUUAUGAGGAUAAACACCAUAAGUUAAAUAUUGACUUACCAAAAGAAUUAAAUAACAUUGUACAACAAAAGUUAGAAUGCGCAGAAGAAUUAAUUGGAGAAGAACAAGAUGAGUUAAGUAAGAAACAGCAAAAUUUCGAUAUAGACGAUCAGCCAAAAAUUGUUAUAGAUAAAGAAUAUGAAUGUAAUGAUGAACUUACUAAAGAGUCUGAAAAAGAAAAACAGGAAUUACAAAUACAAUUACUGAUUGAAGCCCCACCAAUGCCUGGUGCAGAAGUAGAGUUAUAUUUAGAUAUAGGAGUUGAAAAAUUUGAUGUAAACCAGCAUGAAGAGCUUGGAGAAGAUCAACAUUUUGAUGAAGUAAAUAAAUCACAAGAAACUGAAAGAGAUAUCCAAGAUAAAAUAAAUACAGGAUCAAUUCAAAAUACCAAAGAACUAUUUUAUAAUACAAAUAGAAAAGAAGAUUUUAAAGAUCUACAGCAAGAUGAUGAUGAAGAAAAUAUGGAUGAAAAUCAUAAAAGAAUACUACAAGAAAUCGAAUCACUUAUAUUUGAUUUACAAGAUAAAGAAAAAUUAAAGAACAAUAUAAAUGAAAAAGAAGAAGAAUGUGACGAAUUAUUAGCAUUACGAAUUGCAAAAAUAACAAAGGAAAUUGAACAAUUAGAGUUAGACAUGGAUCAAGAGCAUGAUGAAGAAUUAGAAAGAGAGUAUAAUGAUGAAUUUAAUAGUAUGUUUUCAAAAGAAGUCAAAGAAAAGUUCUUAGAAAAACUACUUCUCUCAUUUAAACAAGAAUCUGCACCAUUCUAUCAAAGAAUUGAAAAUUUGCUUAACAAUUAUUUUCCAACCAAAUUAGAUAAAAUUAAUGGUAAGAUAUCAAUAGAUCCUAAUCAUUCCAAAUUUAAUGAAAAUCUUAAAGAAAGGUCUGAUUUGAGCAUUGAUAAAAUGAAAGAAAAACAAGAAGAAUCUAAUAAUAAAAUGAAUAAAUUUAAGGAAAUUGAAGAAGGGUCUAAUGUUAACACUUGCACAUUUGAAGAAAUGCCAGAAGAAUCUGACAUAGAAAUGAAAAAAUUUGAGGAUAAAGCAGUACAAGAAAAGUCUACCAUAGAAAAUGAAAAUGAAAUACAAGAAGACUCUGAUGUAGAUGUUGUAGGAUUUGAUGACAAAGUAAAUGAAAACUUGGAAUGGAACUUACAAAUAGAAUCUGAAUUAAAUACAGAUGAUUCUGAUAGGCAGUCGUUACAAGACAGUGAAGAAGAAAUAGAAAAAUUAAAUGAAGAUGUUAACAUAGUAACUGAAAUAGUUGAUGAUUAUGAAGUUAUUGAAUCUUCUUCAGUAGAAGAACUUAGUCCAAUUGAAGAAUCUGAUUUUAUGGAAAACGAAAUUAGUUUUACAGAUGAUGAAUUUAGUUCUACAGAAAUGAAACAGUGUAAUAGAGAAGUACAUCAAAAGAUUGAUAAAGAAGGACAAGUAAAAUAUAUUGAUAGUAUACACAAAUUACAAGAAAAUGUACAUGAAAAAGGUAAUAAUGAUAAAUCUCAGAAAUUUGAAGAUUUGCAAUUACCAUUGGAAAUAGAAAAUAUUCAAGAUUUAGACGAAAUACCUUUAAAACUGAAAAUACAACAAGAACAGUUAGAAGAAAAAUUACAUCAACAAAUGAAAACAUUUCAAGAAGAGUUUUAUAAAAAUUCAAAAUUAGAGUAUGACAAAGAACAACAGUUAAAAGGUAAUACAUUAAAUGACCCUGUUUAUGAUAAACAGCAAAAAUUGUUUUAUAAGCUAAAAGACAAAUUUCAAAAAACAAAAGAAGAAUAUAAAGAUUUAGUACAACAAAAAAUGAUUGAAGCUUUACAACAAAAAGUUGAUGAAAAACAGUUAUUGGAAAUGAAAGAAUUUCCAGAAGAGUUUGUUGAGCCAAAUUUAGAAAUAGAAGAUCUCCAUAAAGAAGUUUUGCAAUUAGAACGUGAAUGUACUGAAUUAGAGCCUGAAUUUAGUUAUAAUAUACCAUUAGUUAUCGAUGAAAAACCAAGCAAAAAAAAGACUAAAAAAGUCAAGUAUAAUUUAUUUGAUAAAUUACACGAAAUACAUAGAAAAAAAUUAUGUUUUUUUGCUGAUUCUAAAGAGUGGCCUGAAAAAUAUUUAUACCCAUCAUGUUUGCUGGAUGAAUUAUUUGAUGAUCCUUCAGAGGUUAAUCCAAAUGUCUUUGUGAUUACCUUGUACUCUGUAGAUAUAGGUUAUUCAAUUAAAAUAACUAUGAAAAAGGAUGAACCACCAGUUGAAACAUUUUAUAGUUACGCCGAAGAUACAAUAUUAGAAUUUGUGGAAAGAGAACAACUUCCACCAAGUUUAUUGCAUUUAUUUGAUAAAGCUGAACCAAUGUUAUUUUAUAACGGACGUGUUAUAGCAGAAAUUCAUAAUAAGUAUCAUGCUGAUGAAUUAACAAGAGUGUAUCGAAUUUUAUUGCAUCCUCAUAGUUUGUCCAUUCAGAGUGAUUUAAAUCGAAUAAUUGCUCAAUGUAGUCCUGCCCAUUGUUCAUAUGAACGAAGAUUAAAGAUAGAGAGUGAAUUGAUAAGACUAAACUUUCCAGUCAUGUGUAUGGAUCCGUCACCUCUUGCUGGUUUAACUGUUCAGUUACAACAUCAAUUGUUAAGUCGCCGAACCAUAACACUAAACCCACUAAAAGUAAUAAAUAAUGAUUCUUCCAAAUUUGAAAUGGAUUUAUUAAAUAAGUCGCAAGAAGAUACAUUACCUAAAACAAAGUUGAAUAAAUCACAAAAAUCAUCUUCAAAAUUGAUGGAGGAUACUGCAAGUGACAAUAUAGUUCAUCAUCUUUUAUGGAAGUUUGAUUUCCGUAUACUAACAUUUAAACUUAUCAAAUUAUACGUUUUUGUUAUAACUGAAACUCGAGAAUAUUCUAUGUUAUUGUGUAUGAAUUCAAAAGUUCCACAUGCUCUGAAGAUGAGGUUUAAGAUAAAUCUUGAAACAAAUAAGUUAAAAGCCUAUAUUGAUGUGGUAUUACAAAUUCUUAAACAAAAAGUUAAUCCUGAUAUUAUAGCCGUGCGGCGAUAUAAAAGUGAUGAUAAAUCAGUGCCUCGAUCUAUUAUGUGUGUUCCAUUAUUGUUGAAUGAUCAUAUUUAUGAACCUAGUCCAACAGAUAUUUGUAAGUUGCUAGAUGAAUUGUUAGUAAACAUACAUAAAAAUCAACCUGACCAACAAAAGACUGAUGAAACAAAAAAAAAAUUAAAAGUAAAUAAAAAGAUGGAUUCAAAGAAGAAAAAUAUUAAUUUUGGUAGUUCAAAAACAUUACCAAAAAAUUUAGGAGUUAAUACAGAUCAAAAAAAGAAAAAACGAGUUCAAGCUUUUGAAUCAAAAAAAUCAAUUCCGCGUAAAGUUGAAUCAUUGUCGACAAACACAGUAUCUGCAGAUUCAUUUUCAGCUAAAGAAGUACCUUUAGUAUCAAGUUUUUCUAAUAUAAUACCAUCAGUAUCAAAUAAUGUUACUGUAGUAUCAUUAGAACAGUGUUCAGCAUUAUCACCAGUACCAAGCACUACAACUGUAAUGUCAUUUGUACCAAGAUAUAAAACAAUUUUUUCAUCUGAUACUUUAAAUAAUGAUUAUCAACUAGCAUCCAAAAAUGUACAACAAUUUAAAGAUCAUAGUAUAAGCAGCAAAAAUGUGCUAUCUAAAUCAGUUACACAAUUAAAAACUGAUCAUAAAAAAUGUUUGGAAAAAAAUGAUAUUUCACUGGAAACAUUAUUUGAUAAUACGAGCAUAAACAGUCGAUCACCUAUGUACAAUUUUGUAAAAGAUAAUAAUAAAUCAGAAUUAAGUUCUCGUGAUGAUGCAAUGACGAAUAUAACAGUUGUAAAACAUGUCCAUCGUAAUUCAAUUUGUCUGAAAGGUUCAGAAAUCACUAUUAACAAAGAUAAAUUGCCUCUAAUAGCUGAUAUAACUGAAGAAACAUUUCUAAAUGAUCCUAAUACUACAUAUCAGGAGACUACACAAGUUGAUGAUAAUUCAACUACAAAUAUAGAUUGUUUGCCUAACUUACAAGUUACAUUACCAAAUUCCGUUAUUACACUGUAUCCAGCAUCAUUAAACGAGUCCAAAAAUCAACAUCAGAACAAUGAUGUUUCAUUUCAAGAAAUAAAUUAUACUUCUUUCUCAAAUACUGAAGAUAUCAAAGCUGCUAAACGAAAACGCACCUCAUAA